This is a messenger RNA of Ictalurus punctatus (channel catfish), 10061 nucleotides long. It is a transcript of the gene gpc5c, whose product is annotated as glypican 5c. The transcript is spliced from 7 exons. Gene Ontology annotation, cellular component: plasma membrane; cell surface; extracellular region. The coding region runs from base 241 to 1677 and encodes 478 amino acids. The record is from RefSeq and is a predicted model, not a curated record. Gene Ontology annotation, biological process: regulation of protein localization to membrane; cell migration; positive regulation of canonical Wnt signaling pathway. NCBI's taxonomy places the organism in Eukaryota, Metazoa, Chordata, Actinopteri, Siluriformes, Ictaluridae.
GAGAGAGAGAGAGAGAGAAUACUCCGUUCUGCAGACUCUGACAACUAAGAAGUGACCCACACCAAUCUGCUGCUCUCUUCUGUCCCAGUGGCAUAAAAACAGUGAAUAAUGUGAUAAACAAAUCAGCGAAGAGGUUGAUCGCCUGACGUUUAUGGUUUUCGUCUUUGCCUUUGGCUGCGAUUUUGGAUUUCGCGCCGUCUCCGAGCGAUUCGCGCAGACCUCUCCACAAGAGAUGCUGCCAUGUCCCGAGGGCUGUUCCCGCGAGUGAACGUGUGCUGGAUCGCUGCGCUGCUGCUCGGGAACCUGGCAGUGGCGUCCGCCGCCCGAGCGCACACCUGCAGCGAGGUGAAAACAGCCUUCCAGCUGCGCCAGAUCGGCCCGCUCAAGUGGGUACCGGAAGCACCUACCACAGAUGUGAACCUGUUGGUGUGUAAGCAUGUUGGGCCAUCCUGCUGUACUCGUAAGAUGGAGGAGAGCUACAAAGUGGCAGCUGUGAGGGAUACUGUGCAGAAUAUCAGGUCAUACACCUUCGAACUCAAGUUCCUGAUCUCGGGCCAUGCUGAUGCCUUCCAGGAUACGUACCAGUCUCUGUUCACUUUCUCCCAAGGUCACCUGACCUCACUUUUUGAGAGCACCUUCACCUCUCUGUCUUCUAGAAUUGCUCCCCAUGUAACUUCCCUCUUCUCCAGUCUUUCCAACUUCAUCCAGGACACCGCCAGCAUUUCUGUGGAUGCUGCUGUCUAUCGCUUCUAUGACCACCUCUUCCCGCUAGUCCACAGCCACAUCAUCAAGCCGGGCAUUGCUGAGGAUAACAACCUCUCUGAAUGCCUCCGUGCCACUCGGCAGGAUGUGAAUCCAUUUGGCCAUCAUGCUCAAGCCAUGGCUGAGGAUUUGGCAGACGCCAUGCAGGCAGCCAGGGCACUAACCAGGGCAUUUGUCAUGGGUGAAGACUUGAUGAAUGUCACAGAAGUGGCACCUCUGACCAAUGAGUGUGCCCGAGCACUUCUGAAGAUGCAAUACUGCCCACAUUGUCAAGGGUUAACCCUCAUACGUCCUUGUCCCGAGUUCUGCCUCAAUGUUAUGCGUGGAUGCCUGGCAAAUGUGGCAGAGUUAGACAUGCCAUGGAGGCACUAUGUGGCUAUCCUGGAGGACCUCACUCACACCGUAGCUGGAGAGCACAGCGUGGAACUUGCCCUGCUCAGGGUCAGAGGUCAUGUCAACGAGGCCAUACUGUACGCACAGCUACAUGAAGCCAGGAUCAGUGCUACUGUGGAUAAAGUGUGUGGCGAGUCCGUGGCUGAGGCCCAAAGUACUCACCCCACCACUGCUAAGAUGAUUCCCACAGUAACACUUGCCCCAGAACCCAUGGCCAACCAAUCAGACUCUAAUGUCAUGAAACAGCCUGGAAGAUUAUCCCAUCUACGCAGCUCACUCCCUCUGAAACUCACCAAACACAAUAAAGAUAGAAGUCUAAAACAGAUUGCUCGAGAGCUCAUGAAGUAUAUUCCACGCUACAAGGCAUUUUUUUCGGCAGUGCCGGAGAUGCUGUGUGAAGGAGAGGUUGUACGUGAUGAACCCACUUGCUGGAGCGGAAACUAUGUAGUAGAUAGUUCCUUACCGCUGAGGACAACUUCUUGGAGAAGAAGGCAACAGGGUGAAGCUUGGAUUUGUCCCUGAAUCUCUGAGACAACACAGUGCCAACUUCAGUCACUGAAGCAUCUACUUACACAAUGAAGGGUUUGGUGGGAUCUGAGUGCUUGAGAAGAGGAGCUAUGGUGCAUUCCCAUUUGAGUUGUUCGAAUGCUAUUUCGGUGCCUGGGUUCCAUGGAAGACGCUUAGGUUUUCCCUUCAGCAUGGACAUCAAAGGGUGCGCUAUGGUGCUUAAUCCUCUGCACCAUAGGAAUAGUUGCAACUCUCUGUGAGGAAUGGGCAAUCCAGCACAGCUUUCACCUUGUCUUGGUCCAUGGCAACUCCCCCAGAGCUAAUGAUGUAGCCAGAAACGAUAUGGUGUGUUGGUGAAAUUCACACUUCUCUGCUUUGAUGUAAAGUUGAUGCUAGAGAAGCCUUUUUAACACCUGGCAUACAAGGCGGAUGUGUUCCUGAAGAGAACUGGAAUAGACCAGUAUGUUGUCAAUACACGUGAUGACACUCCUCACCAGCAUGUCCCACAGGACAUCGCUGAUUAGGCACUGGAACACUGAGAGGGUGCUAGGGAGCUCAUAUGGCAUGACUAAGUAUUCAUCCCCCUUUGAGAUGCGGAUUGGGUUAUAUGCACUGCGAAGAUUGAGCUUGGUGAAUACUUUAGCUGUUCUGAGCUGUUCCCGGGCUGCAGGAACCAAUGAUAAGGGAUCUUGGUACUUUACAUUUACAUUUACGUUUAUUCAUUUAGCAGACUCUUUUAUCCAAAGCAACUUACAAAUGAGGAAAUAUAAGCAAAGCGAUAUAUCAAGCGGAGAACAAUACAAGUAGAGCUACCAUACAAGAUCUUUUAAUUGAGUUCUAGAAAAGCAAAGUGCACAGAGUAGUGGUGUAAGUGGCAGAGUAGUUUUUUUUUUCUUUUUUUUUGUUCUUUAAAUAGGAUCAUGUGGGGUUAGUGUUUUAGGGCUUAGUUAGGUGGUCACGGAAGAGGUGUUUCUUUAGCUGUUUUUUGAAGAUAGUGACAGAUUUUGCUGUCCAGAUCGAGGUUGGAAGUUCAUUCCACCACUGAGGGACAGUUAGUGUGAAGUUUCUGGAAAGGGACCUUAAGCCACGCUGAGUAGGCACUACUAAGUGUCGGUCAUUAAUCGAUCGCUGAUUGUGUGAGCGAACGUAAGCCUUCAGGAGAGUGGUGAGGUAGGGCGAUGCUGUUCCAGAGAAGGUCUUGUAUGUGAGCAUCAAGGCCUUAAAUUUGAUAUGGGCAGCUUCAGGAAGCCAGUGGAGGGAGAUGAAGAGGGGUUGACACGGGUCCUUUGGGGCUGGUUGAAGACGAGACAUACUGCUGCUUGACUGAAACUUGACUGAAACCUGGUUGAGACCUCGGUAAUCUAUGCAUGGUCUGAGUCCACCACCAGCUGAGGCAGGCGAUGUGGAGUGUCUGAUGUGUCCUUGUUGAAGUGCCUCCUGAAUGUAUUCUUCCAUGGCUUUAUGCUCAGCUACGGAUAGCAGGUACACCAUCCCCCAUGGUGUGAGAUUCAUCAUCCUCCGAUUGGCACUCCAAUCCAUCAAUUGCUUGGAUUCUGCAUGGUUGGAGUAAGGGUCGGACAGGGACGUUGAGCUGGUUCACUGUAUCGUGGUCGAUGAAGUUUCCUGCCAUUCCGGAAUUGAUUAAUGCUGUGUGGACAGAUGUUAUCCAUGAGCAUUGUACUAUGACUGGUAAAACAAAGGCUUGAGGAUAGACUAACUGGGAUGGACUCACCCUUUGGGAGUGGGUUUUGGAGCCCUCGCUCUCCCCAGUGUCCCGACGAGACAUGAUAGGGCACUGCUGGAUGAGAUGGGGGUCUUGUCAACUGUAAAAGCAGAGAAACUUUCAAUGGUGUCUCUCUCUCCUCUUCAUUGUGCCGCAAAUGCCCCUGUUGCAUGGUCUCUGCGGUGAUAUAUGGUGCUGUGAGAGCUCCCUCGCUAUGGGCUGGAUGGCGGCUUUGAAGCAAGCGAUCAAGAUGAAUGGCCAGGUCGAUGAGCGAGUCGAGGGUGAAUCGAGAGUCAUGGCAGGCUAGUUUCAUUACCACUUCCGGGUUAAGUCCGUUGCAAAACGGUUUUCAGUGCUGGUUCAUUCCACUCACUCCUUGCGGAAAUGGUCCGGAACUCAUGAGCAUAUUCUGCUACACGUCGUGAGCCCUGGGAUAUGGUCAGGAGCUCCUCUCCCAUUUCGGUGCCAUCAGAAGUGAGAUCGAAGACACGUUAGAAUAACCCCGUAAACUGUUUGUACGAGGAGGUGGGCUUGCCGCCUCACUCCCACACCGCUGUUGCCCAGGUGAGAGCCUCGCCGGUUAAGAGUUCCAUGAAGUAGGUUAUCUUGCUGGCUUCUUGCAUGCCUGCAUAGCUGGCAAAGAACAAGGAGCAUUGCAGGAGAAAACACUUGUAUCUCGCUGGAUCACCUGCAUACUUCUCCAGCGCUUGUAUCAGAGGAAAUGGGGUGUGAGUCAGCAUGGUGACCAGUGGUUUCUGGGAAAGACGAGUGAAGUGCUCCGUCAGAUAAGCAAGCUGUUGGUGGUGUUCUCCUAUGAGCCAUCCAUGGGCAGAUGGCUUGUUGCCAUUCCGGAGUACCUGCUGCUUCCAUGUUACAGCAAAUUAUUCUGUCACGAACUGGAACAACAAGUCCAAAGGAUGUGGCAAAAACAUAGACAGGCAGAGGUCAAGUGAUCAGGCAAGCAGUCUAAACAAGGCUAAGCAGAAAGACAAGCUCAGUAAUGAGAAGAAAGUCAAAACAAGGAUAAACAAACAUGAUAUCAAGGCUUGGUAUAGACAGAGACAUUAAGCAACUGAGCAUAUACUUAACAAAGACAUUGUGUUCAAACAUUCUCUAAUAUACUGUGGCAUGAGUGUGAGUUUGGAAACAGGUGUGUGUGAUUAGAACUCCAGGGAAAGUGAAUGUAUCCAUGUGUGUGUUUGGGAAAUGUAGUUGUCGUCAGCCAUGUAUGUAGUUCAUGGUGCAUUCUGGGAGUUGCUGGUUUGCUGUGGCAUGACACUUAGUCUAUCUACUUUUAGUUUCAAAGGCAUUUUAGGAAAACAAGAUGAUGGACCAAAUAAUCCAUCUUGUUCACAUUUAUUAAACCCAUGACAAGAUUUAAAUUCUAUCUUCUCUAUCACUGCUGAUAUGUUAGAGAUGUUUCAGAAAUAUAGAUUAAAUCUUGGGGGACAUGACUGUCAAUGAUAGCCUGAAUAAAUUCACACAUUCUGGGCAAGAAAUACAUCAGCCCCAGCCUCAGUUAUUCAUAAGAUUCUAUGUAUUUAUUUUCCCCUCAUUAUUUUAUAUUCCCCUCAUUUUCUCCCUAAUUUAGUCUUGGCCAAUUGUCAACCACCAGUUAGGGCUUACAAAAGGUUACAACAGCUACCAACACAGGGAGGGUGAAGGCUAACACGUGCUUCCUCUGAGCAUGUGACGGUAGACAAAAAUAUCUAUUCACACUUCUGCUAAUGCUGCAUCACAGGGCAGUGUAACACUCGGAUAACAGUGCAAUUUGCCCCUUCCACAUUCAUGUGCUCACAGAUGGCUAUGAUUGUCUAGUGUGUCUGUGACUGACAGGGGGGAGAGAAAGACUUUACCACCCCUCCCACCCAGAAAGCACAGCCAAAUUUGCUUUCUUAGAUUCUGGUCAUGGAUGACUGCAUCACCAUCAGGAUUGAAACUCACCAUCUUCAGACUAUAGGGUGAAUGCUUUUCUGUUUCACUGCUCACAAGUGCAUUCUGUGUAUUUUUUAUGAUGAUUGGUGGUGCUGUGGCAUUGGUUCUACAAAAAUCCAAAAAAUAAUCUGCUCUUUCUUUAGCUUACUCUUUUUUCAGUAUAGUCAAAUGAAAUCUAUACACAUUACCAUUGUUCAUUCAAAAUAAUGUACAGUCUUUAUGAUAUUGUUGUUUAUGAGGUUUGCUUCAUACAUAAUUACCUUUAUGGCAUGGACAUGUACAAAAUCUGCUCACUGAGUUUUGCCAUCAACUUGACAUACUGAAAAUUAAACUUUGGAAAUAGCCAAUCAUGUGUCCUGCAUUAAAAGCAGUGUUUAUUUGUUCAGUUUCUUGACUUACUAUUUAUUGCCUUAUUUCCUUUGUCCUCCAACGUCCUUUCAUUCUCCUUGCUCAUCUAUCUAUCUAAGGAACAGAUGUGAUGCAUUAUUAUUUUACACAGAGCCAUGCAGUAACACAGAUACAUCUAAAUAUCCAUUUGCAGCUACAUAUUGGACUCCAACUGGAAGAGAAGCUGAGAGGAGAGAGAUAUAUACACAAUCUGAGGUAUGGUGACUUGUAAAAUCACCAAACAAUAGUUUGGAGAUUAAAUAAAUAAACCAGAGUGAGACAAAGAGAGAGUAGGCCAGGAUAGAUGGGCUGGAUUGGUUUUCUGGAGCACUCCCUCUGGGAAGAUCAGAAAGACAGGAACUGGCAGUGAGCAGGGAGUCUCUGUGUGAUCAAGCAUCUUAGGCCCAGUUCCAGAAUGUAGGCCUGCUCUGAAGAUGCCUUCUAUACUCAGAUCACUGCUUUAUAAGUGCUGAUCCGUCAACAAUGUUCCCUUCACACUGCAUGACCUACAAAUUCAUACAGUCCACCUCUGCACUGCCAUGUUCUGGAGUCACAGCUCAAUUAUUUUUAAAACUUUAAAAUCAUAUGCAUCAAUACCCAAAAUUACCUUUAAACAAUCUUAUGAGAAAAAGUAGUGUGAUUUUUCUCAUAUCUUUUUUUUUUAUGAUUCUGAAAUCCUGUAGUACCUUUUUAGACAUAUCAGAUUACUGUAAAUGAUAUAACUAUUCAUUUUAAUGCCUCAUUGCUCUCUCCUUUAUACUUGUAUGAGUCUCAGAUCAAAGUUCAACUCAUACCUUAUUCCUAAAGAUCAUGAUGAUCAUGAUGUUAGCUGAUGAUCAGCUCAAAGCCCAAGAAUAUAAAGAUGUAUGUAGCUUUUGCCAGAAGUAAAAAAAAAAUCAUAAGAUUAUUGACAAGCAAGAAAAAAAGGAGGACUGAAUUAAAUGAGAAAGAGAAAGGUUAAGUUUGGGAGAGUCAAGCUGAGAAGAUUUUGAAUUUGUUUGUAUUCUUUGGCUGAUACUGACUAGGCCAAAAUGAUAAGGUGGGAGGUUCAGCAUCUGGGUAUGUUGUUGUUGCAUACUAACUUUGAAAUCUUAACAGUUGUUUAGUGUGAAAGGAGUUUUAUCCAUCUGCCCAUUUUCUUUACCGCUUAUCCUACACAAGGUCGCGGGGAGCCUGGGUCCUAUGCCAGGGGACUCGGGGCACAAGGCAGGGGGCACCCUGUAUAGGGUUCCAACAGUCUGUAGUACACUACAGACAAUUUGAAAAUAUCAAUCAGCCUACCGUGCAUGUAUUUGGACGAUGGGAGGAAACAGGAGUACCCGGAAGAAACCCCAACCCCAGAAGUGGUUUCACUAGCUGAAAAUUUAGAUGUGGGUGUGAAACCAUUUUGAAUUCACCUGUCUAGCCAACCAGCUGUUACUGAUGAACAGAGAGAAAUGAAAUAAUAAUAAUAAAAAAAAACUGUAGUAUUGUACUGACAGAGUAGCACAGUUCUAGAAAAGAAAAAUGUAAGAGAGACAAGGAUAGUUUAUAUGGUGAGUAAAUGAAAGAUGUGUUGUCAAAGGGUGCUCUGAAAUGUGAUAUUAUUGGGUGAAGAUUAUAACACUGUUCUUAAUCCAGUCUGACGCUCAUGCUGUGAAUUAGAUGCUUGUCUGAUCUUGUAAGUGUGAGUCCUCCUGCUCUUUUCACAUAUUCGUCCUCGGUUACUGCUCUCAGCUAUUCCAUAGAACCUCAACCUAACACACUGUGAAAUCUAUUAGCAUUAACAUCCUGGUGUCCAGUUGGUAUCUGUGUUAGAGCUGGGAUCAUUUUUAGCGUUGAAUAGCUACCAUUAGACAGAGUAUUUAAUGAUAGAAGGCCAGACAUGACUGGUAAUGCCACAGAUUUUGUGGUUCAUAGUUUUGAAAUUCCAGGACACACAAACAUAUACACAGGGAUUUAAUGACUUGGCAACUUGCCGUGCACAUAGAGAAUCUCACACCUUGUCUUCUAGUUAUCUUACUCUCUCAGUUUCUUCAUUUAAGAUUCAUGCUAAGGGUCUUCUGUGCUGACCAGUCAGCAUUUUAAUAGUAGUCUGAUCCUGUGUAACUGACAUUCAGCUCUAGAUUUAGAUUAACUAUUGCUCUUAAAGCAUUUUGUCCUGGCUGGUGAGUGUCAGUGAGAAAAUGGAAGAAGAGAAUGUGGGGAAGGUUGUGAUAAUAAUGUAAUACUGGAAGUCAGCACAAGAGCCAAAGAUAAUGAUGUUCAGCUGAAUUCAAAUGAGCUCCCAUGUCUUUUACCACUGCUUCAAGUAUGUCCUAGACUAAUCAGCUCCUUCAAUUUCCAUGACUUCUGUUUCUAACCAAGAGUCCAUGAGGCAUGAGGUAUUAUCUUAAAUAUGGGUGGAAUCAGACCAGUGGUUGUUGACCUUGACUAUGAGUCAUUAGGGUAAUGGGUUGAAUCUCUGUCAUCUCAAUACUUAUUCUCAGAGAAAUUGUUGCUGUUAGUGGUAUUUGUUGUGAUAUUGGGCAAACAACUUAAACUGGGGAUAUGCAUACAGUAAAAUAAGCAUGAUUCUGUAGAAAAAAAUAUCCUCAUUCUCAAACAUUUAUUAUGUGUAUGAUGCGUCACUAUUUUUUAUAUACCUAAAUUACAUGUCUACAAAACUGGCUACAUGUCUAGGCAAAUAUAUAUCUUCAAUCCAAUAGAAAUUUAUGAGAAAGUGUCAAAAAUAUCAAUCAGCACAUACUGUUGCUUCUGGUACGUACUUUCGUUACUUUUAUGAAGCUUGGUCAAAUCUGCUCCUCAUUAUUUUAUGUCUUUGUUAUGGAGAAGGCAUACUGUUGCCCAUAUGUGCCAGACACUUGUUUCCCCACCCAGCCUGUGAGCAAUUAAAGCAUAUUAGCUGAAGUUUUCCCACACUCCCUUGAAGUUAUAAUGCUCAGUCAAGUGUAUUGAACUCAACAAGUUAGUGAUACUCGUCAGUGAUGUUGUGAAUAUACUGUAAUAAUACACACUGAAACAUAAGAAAUUAACAUGGAGUCUCAGCCACUACAGCACUGAAAAAAUACAUUCAUUUGAAAAAAUACUCUAUUUAGGAUUGAAACAAAGUAUUUUAUGGGGCAUUGGUCCUCACCUUUUUUGUGAGAUUUUAUAUAAAAUCCUUAUCACAGCUUCAUUGUACACAAAGAAUUUUCAGGGUUAACUGUAACAUGCUUCAAGGGGCGUCUUACUGUUUACCUAUUUGUGGCGUAAUAUUAUAUCUUAUCCAAUUUAUACCAGACCUGAACUUUAAUUUUGCCAAAAUAUUCCCAACUUGGCCUGUGUAUGUGAAAGGAGUUAUUGAGGCAACUGCAUGCUUUUUGAUAUAGCCCAGGAAUGACAAAUGCAAACACAUUCAUUUUACAGUGUGUUUGAGGGCCAGUUUUUGAAGUAAUAAAACAACAAAGUUGAUUGUGUCAAUGGCCAUCCAUUGUGAGAAGACAGUUGCAUAAUGGUAGUAAUGGAUUUAACCACAGUUUUUGUGUGGAAAUAUAUGUUUCAGAUAUGAUUGUAGAAACAAAACUUUCCAAGGUGCUAAAUUGGGAUUUAGGAUGUGGGAGACCCUUACUUCUUUCAUUGUUGCCAACAAUUUGUGGAUAGUACUGUUCAAUUUAUGUUUAUUAUUAGAACAUGAUGUAAAUGUUAUAAAAUAGUGUUUUUUAAAUGUUUCUGUGAUAAAGAGUUAAUUAAAUAAGUACAGCUUAGACAUCAUGGAGUUACAGCACUACCACCUCACACCUUCAGGGUCCCUGAUUCGAUCCUGAGCUUGGGUCUGUGUAGAGUUUCUGUGCAUGUUCACCCCAUGUCAGUGUGGUUUUCAUCUGGGUUCUUUAGUUUCCUCCCACCUCCCAAAGAAUAUCAUUAGGUUGAUUAGUGACUCUAAAUUGCCCCCCAGGUGUGAAUCAGUGAGUAUGUGCACUGUGAUGGACUGGCAUGCACAGUGUUUCUGGGAUAGGUUCUGUAACCCUGACCAGGAUAAUGCAGUUAUUGAUGAUAUAACUGGGUGGCAAGACAUUACCAGUACUCCAGCUAUGGUAUCAAAAUGAUAUUAAAAUAUAUAACUUUAUUUUAGAGUUCUAGCUACAUGACACCUACAUAAACAGUUUUCAACUGAUGAAAACCUACCCAGACUUUUAUAAAGGCUUAUCCCAAUUGACAUCUCUUGUGGUAAUGUAAUUUAAGUCUAGAAAGUCUCAUAACACAAUUGUGUCAACCAAAAUGUCAUCACUUGACUUGGUGCUAUGUCAACUUGACAUAAAAAAUGGUAUCUUGAAUGUAGGCAAAUUCAACAAAACUUUCUCUUUAUUUGAUUGCUUUUAGAUACAGAAUAUUA